This is a messenger RNA of Drosophila subpulchrella, 804 nucleotides long. RefSeq lists its product as uncharacterized. Lineage: Eukaryota; Metazoa; Arthropoda; Insecta; Diptera; Drosophilidae. The record is from RefSeq and is a predicted model, not a curated record. The transcript has 3 exons. Bases 63 to 524 code for a protein of 153 amino acids.
UCACAUUCAUAUAAUAGUGUUAUAUAUAGCUUAGUUACGAAAAUAUAUUUUAAUUUUUGGUAAUGAACACUAACAUAUCUACGACAUCCGGUUUCAGUCUUGUGCGGCGAUCCGACAGUAUCUCUCUAGCUUUACUAAAGCACCUCUCGGACUCACAGGAAGUCCCUGGUACGCACAGAUUUAAAAGGAUGUACAUCUCACCAACCGGGGUACAAGAGGCGACUAAUGAUAUGUUAAAUGAACUGACUACAUCUUCUGAAGAAAAACCGUUUUUUCAGGUUUCGGAUGACGAAAACGCAGUUGACCUGUCUGAUGACUUCAUGGAAGCCCAUAAUAGGUCAAUUUUAAAAGGCCUUUUAAUGUGUUCCGACAGUGAGCUAAAGUUGUACCUUAGCUUGCCGCAAUCAUCAUGGGAAAGUAAUCCAAUAUUAUUCUGGAACUCCUAUACGGCGGCUAUGCCGGGACUGAGGUAUUUCAUAGCACCUGGGAGUUCGUGCCUUCAGAGCGACAUGCGUCCGCUAUAAAAUGCGUAAUUUGUGAUACCCGCAACCAAAUGACUGACAUUCACAUAACGCAACGCGUAUUUCUAAAAUCUGUAAAACCCAAAUAUUGACACUAAAAUAUUGACACUAAUUUAUGUUACUUUUAAAAACCAAAAAUUUCAAAUUUGUAUGUAUAAUUCUUUUAAAUAAACUCGAAUCUCAUAUUUAAUAUGUAUAAUCUUAAAAAUUGUUGAGUCUCAUAUUUGUGUUUUCUGUAUAAAAGUGGAAUCUUGUGAAUAUAUUGUUAUGAUUCAUUAAAAUA